Hypanus sabinus (Atlantic stingray) is the source of this 2055-nucleotide messenger RNA. RefSeq names its product NACHT, LRR and PYD domains-containing protein 3-like. NCBI's taxonomy places the organism in Eukaryota, Metazoa, Chordata, Chondrichthyes, Myliobatiformes, Dasyatidae. The coding region runs from base 475 to 2055 and encodes 526 amino acids. Gene Ontology annotation, cellular component: cytoplasm. Gene Ontology annotation, molecular function: protein binding. The transcript has 7 exons. The record is from RefSeq and is a predicted model, not a curated record.
UUCAGUUUUAAAUUCCGGAUUUUAAACACCAUUAAUUGUAGAAUAAACCUGAAGGAACUGAUUCUGGAUCAGUAUCCUUACUUUGGAAAUUCCCUGAGAAAGGUCUGGAAGAACCCAGAGGGAUUAUUGUUUAUAUUCGAUGGUUUAGAUGAAUUCAAACACAAAAUCGAUUUUGCGGACUGUCGGAGAGCUACAGAACCCAAGCACCAGUGCCCAGAUCCCGAGUGGUGGUGUGAACUGUCUGACAUUGUGUACAGUUUAAUCCAGGGCAAGCUGCUCCCAGGGUGUUCAGUGCUGGUGACCACCCGCCCCACUGCGUUACGUUUAUUGGAAAAGGCAGAGAUCGGUAUCCGGGCUGAAAUCCUGGGAUUCGUUGAUGAGGAACGGAAGGAAUAUUUCAUCAGACAUUUUGAAGAUCAGACGGUGGCGGAAGCUGUUUUCAAACACGUGAAGGACAACGAGAUCCUGUACACCAUGAGCUACAACCCCUCCUACUGCUGGAUCCUCGCUCUGGCACUGGGUCCCUUCUUCACACAAAGAGUCAGGGACCCACAGCGAGUUCCCAAGACUAUCACCCAACUGUACUCCUACUAUAUUUACAACAUCCUGAAAAACCACAGCCGUGAGAUUGAGAACCCCCGUGAUGUGUUACUCAGGGUUGGUCAGAUGGCCUUCAGAGGAGUGUCCGAGAAGAAGAUUGUGUUUACAGAUGGAGAUUUGAUCAAGUACAAUCUGCAGCCUUCCCAGUUCCUGUCAGGGUUCCUGAUGGAGCUUUUGGAGAGAGAGGAUUCUGCCAGGAAUGUGGUGUACACAUUCCCACACCUCACCAUCCAAGAGUUUGCAGCUGCAGUCGCACAAUUCCUGAACCCACAUCCCGUGGAUAUCCUGAAAUUCCUCACUGAAGCCCACAGCACGACAGAUGGGCGAUUUGAGAUAUUUCUCCGUUUUGUUGCUGGACUCUCCUCCCCAAUGACAGCUCGGGGCCUGGAGGAAUUUCUGGGUCCAUUUCCUCUUGAAACAGUCUGCCGGGUGAUUGACUGGGUGAAGGAGGAGGUUAAACGCCAGAGUGAAAACACAGAGAGUGAAGCCGGUAAAAGGAGCCUCCUGAACACAUUACACUACCUGUUUGAGUCUCAGAAUCGUGGGCUGGCUCAGGCCUCACUGGGAUCGGUGGAAACACUUUCGUUCCGUGGAAUGACACUGACUCCGAUUGACUGCGCGGUCCUGUCUCAUGUCAUCGGACUCUGCGAUACAAUAACACACCUCGACCUACAGAAGUGCCACAUUCAGUGUGAAGGAAUCCAGCGGCUGGGACCCGGGCUACACAAGUGCCAGGAGUUGAGACUUGGGCGGAAUGACCUGGGAGAUUCAGGAAUGAAACUGGUGUCUGCGGCUGUGAGGAACCCAGAGUGUGAAAUAAAGAAACUGUGGCUGGACAAUGUCCAUCUCACAGAUUCUGGUGCAGAAGAUCUCGCCUCCACUCUCGGUACAAACACAUCACUGACAGAGCUGGACCUGAGUGGUAAUAAACUGGGAGAUUCAGGAGUGAAACUGGUGUCUGCGGCUCUGAGGAAACCGGAGUGUAAAAUACAGAAACUGGAGCUGGAGGAAGUCGGUCUCACAGAUUCUGGUGCAGAGGAUCUCGCAUCCACUCUCGGUACAAACCCAUCACUGACAGAGCUGGACCUGAGUGGUAAUAAACUGGGAGAUUCAGGAGUGAAACUGCUGUCUGUGGCUCUGAGGAACCCGGAGUGUAAAAUACAGAAACUGGGGCUGGUCUAUGUCGGUCUCACAGAUUCUGGUGCCGAGGAUCUCGUCUCUGCUCUCAGUACAAACCAAUCACUGACGGGGCUGAACCUGAGAUCAAACUCUCUGACAGACCGAUCUGUCCCUGCUCUCCGCCGCUUCAUACUGACCCUCCCGAGCUGUGGGGGAAUCGAUACACUCGGGACUCGCGCUGUGUGUCGCUCGGAGCGGUCCCGCAGUGACGUGUUUCCGCCUGUUGUCCGGCGGGGCAGCUUCCACCGGAUGUGUGUGUUCGAGAGCCCCACGUGA